Molecule: messenger RNA, 771 nt
Organism: Cyclospora cayetanensis
Lineage: Eukaryota; Apicomplexa; Conoidasida; Eucoccidiorida; Eimeriidae
Product: pyrroline-5-carboxylate reductase
Exons: 7
Coding region: 1-771 (256 amino acids)
Biological process (GO): L-proline biosynthetic process
Molecular function (GO): pyrroline-5-carboxylate reductase activity
Source: RefSeq, a predicted model, not a curated record
AUGUCUCAUGGAUCAUCGACGAUAAAGGUUGGAUUCUUGGGAGGGGGAAAGAUGGCGAAGGCUAUUGCAGCGGCGAUUGUCCGUGCUGGUAUGUGCUCUGCUUCGGAUAUCAACAUGAGCUCGCGGACCGAAGAUUCUAUGAAGGCAAUAGCCGCUCUUGGAUACAAGGCGGGGACAAAUACGGAGGCAAGACUCUCCACGGGAUUCUGCAUGAACUCCUGCAACGAAGACGCAAAAGCGCUGUUACUCCGAGUCCUGAAGGCAUUUGGUCCCGUCCAUGCUAUCUCAGAGGACCUCUUCGACGCCUAUAGCGCAAUUAGUGGAUCAAGCCCUGCGUUCGUCUGCACAUUCAUUGAGGCGAUGAUUGAUGGUGGAGUUAAGUGUGGCCUGCCCCGGCAGUUGGCUACAGAAGCUGCCCUGCAAUCCGUUAGAGGCACAGCGAUUUUAGCACAGACCAGCGGGGUUCAUCCAGCGCUCAUUCGCGAUGAUAUUACCUCACCUGGUGGCACUACGAUUGCGGGGGUAUUGGCGAUGGAACGGAGGGCUCUUAGGGCAGCUGUUGCUGAAGGAGUGGAGGCUGCUUGUGAUCGUUCGAAGGAGAUACGCUCCUUACUUGAGGCGCGCUUAAACAAUUGGAACAGUGCAGUAGAUAUUCUAAACCAAUCCCGUGUUCCGCUUUAUGUGUCUCAUCGUAGGGAGACACCCGUUUCAGACUGCGCGUGCCUUCUACCCGCCUUACUCGGAGAUCCCGACAUUAUGGGACUGAAAUAG